UAAAAAAAGGGAAAAAAAAAAACAACAUCCUUUGAUCUUGUUUUUUGUUCUUGUUCUUCUACUUGUGCUUCUGCUGCAUGGAGUUUGAUUCCAACUUCAAAGAUGACCUUCCCCUCCUCUCCAGCUUCUUCUCCGACAAAGCGGAGUCGAAACCGCCCCUCGACGACGACGACGACCGUGAGUUCUCGGGGAUGGAAUUAGGCUGCUCACCAUCAUCAUCCAAGGGUUUGUUCCAAAGUUUACUCGAUCAUCAUCAUCAUAAUAACAAUCACUUUCAAUAUCUUCAUCAAUACUUCCCCGUCGUCAACAGAUCCGAUUCGAUCGAUAAUAGUAAUAAUUCUCAUUACGAUCUCGAUCAUCAUCGCCGUCGUCUUGACGGGUCAUUACAAAGCCUUCUUUCUGAGAUGCCAACCCAAUGUUUUGAUCCAAAAUUUGAAGCUUUUAGCAAUGAAGCCCCCAAAGAUCAGAGCUUUGAAAGUGGGGCCAAGUUCAUGCAUGGGUUUGCGGGGUCUGGGGGUGUUUGGACGAAUUUUCCCGGAAACUUUAUGCCUCAAUUUUCUCAGCCGCCAAACAGCCAUUUAGGGUUGGGAUUGUCAGACACCAUUAUUGGGUAUGAUCACAUCAAGAAGCGAAAAAGAAUUCAGCUAAGAAAGGAAAACAAGCCUCCAAAGAAGCUUCCGAACAUUAUAAAGGGACAGUGGACUCCUCAAGAAGACAGAUUAUUGGUGCAAUUAGUGGAUGAAUAUGGCAUAAAAAAAUGGUCACAAAUUGCAAAAAUGCUGCAAGGAAGAGUAGGGAAGCAGUGUAGAGAGAGAUGGCACAACCACCUCCGGCCAGACAUUAGGAAAGACACGUGGAGUGAAGAAGAAGACAGAAUACUAAUUGAAGCCCACAAAGACAUCGGAAACAAAUGGGCGGAGAUUGCCCGGCGGCUGCCCGGACGGACUGAAAACACCAUAAAAAACCACUGGAACGCCACAAAGCGCCGCCAAAACUCCAAGAAGCUCAAAGGGAGAGAUAUUGAUUCCAAUCCCAACGGCUCGAUUCUUCAAAAUUACAUCAAAUCCGUCACCGCAGGAGAUCGCAAAAUCUCCGAUUCGCUGCCGCUGCUGGUGGACAGCCACAGCCCUGCGGCGGAGGAGGGCGGGGGGUUCUGCUUCGGGUUCGGGUACGGAUCUGGGUCCGGGUCGGGAUCGGGGAUGGAGUGUUUGAAUCUGAUGCAGAAUGAAGAGAUGAAAUCAGAGAUGGAUCUGCUGGAGCUGAUCUGUCAGGGGAAUCUUUGAUAUUCUCGUCUUUAUACAAUAUAUAAUAUAAUUUUAUAAUAAUUAGGGUUUAAACUGCAAAAACUCUUUAUUUUU
Messenger RNA from Cucurbita maxima (winter squash), 1358 nucleotides. Its product is annotated as transcription factor MYB118-like. NCBI's taxonomy places the organism in Eukaryota, Viridiplantae, Streptophyta, Magnoliopsida, Cucurbitales, Cucurbitaceae. Gene Ontology annotation, biological process: regulation of DNA-templated transcription. The transcript has 3 exons. Gene Ontology annotation, molecular function: RNA polymerase II cis-regulatory region sequence-specific DNA binding; DNA-binding transcription factor activity, RNA polymerase II-specific. The record is from RefSeq and is a predicted model, not a curated record. Bases 78 to 1283 code for a protein of 401 amino acids. Gene Ontology annotation, cellular component: nucleus.